Messenger RNA from Spodoptera exigua (beet armyworm), 1023 nucleotides. Lineage: Eukaryota; Metazoa; Arthropoda; Insecta; Lepidoptera; Noctuidae. The record is from the annotation of a GenBank genome assembly.
AUGUCUAGUAUUAAUUAUACUACCCGUACCGAAGGACAAACUAAAAUAAACACUAUAACAUGGACAGUGCCAAAUUUUAUCAUCCUGCUGGAAAACAAGACUAACAGAGAGUUUCGCACCGAGAAAUCUAAGGAUCCCAAUGGUGAUUUGUCUGAAUCAAGAUUCCAACUAAAAAUGCAAUUCUUAGGUAGAGAUAAUGACAUCAUAGAGAUUUACUACCUGUCUCCAACUCCUGUAUUCUUGAAAUCUAUCUUGACGAUAUGCCUCAAACGUUUCGAAGAGCGUUCAAUAGUAAUUAAAGAGUAUCAUACCGUUCAGGCAAAUAAAUGGCAGUACUUAGCAACCUUAUUCAAACGAGAUAUAGCAAGUUAUGAUGGCAGAGACAUAUUCCUACUUAGUGAUGGUAGUUUGAGACUUAAAUUUCAGUUUAUGGUUACUAAUGAUAUUAAAGUGGACAGGUCUAAUGUCCCUGAAGCACAACUGAGUAAUGACUUUGAAAAUUUACUAAACAAUGGUUUAUUUUCUGAUGUCACUAUGAAAUCUGCAGAAGAUGUUGAAUAUAAGGUGCAUAAGGCUGUUUUAGCAAGUCGAAGCGCUGUACUUAAGGCACAUUUUGAACAUAACACAACUGAAUGCUAUACCAAUGUUGUUGAAUCUCCAUUAGAGUCUGAAGUGUUGAGAGAAGUCCUGACAUUCAUAUACAGUGACAAAGCUCCAAGAGUGGAUGAAAUACCGGAGAAGUUGUUGGCUGCUGCAGACUAUUACCAACUUAGCAGGCUGAAGAAUCUCUGCGAGGAAGCAUUACAUAAGAAACUUACAGUUGAAAAUGCAAUUGAGACCUUACAACUGGCUGAUCUCCACUCUGCUAAUGCUUUGAAGCAAUUAACCUUAGAGUUCAUAAAGGAUGGUCAGGCAAAAUUAAUAACUAAGACUGAUGGUUGGAAUAAAGUGAAGUCUGUUGAGCUGAUCAAAAGGAUUUAUGAAUACAUUAUGACUGAUGAUAUUGAUGCAGAUAUCAAAUAG